Messenger RNA from Anoplopoma fimbria (sablefish), 1192 nucleotides. Its product is annotated as protein mono-ADP-ribosyltransferase PARP11-like. The record is from RefSeq and is a predicted model, not a curated record. The transcript is spliced from 8 exons. The coding region runs from base 180 to 1163 and encodes 327 amino acids. Gene Ontology annotation, molecular function: NAD+ poly-ADP-ribosyltransferase activity. Lineage: Eukaryota; Metazoa; Chordata; Actinopteri; Perciformes; Anoplopomatidae.
ACAGGAAGACGAAGAAUGUUAUGUGGCGUCAGUCAUCGAUGCUCAUUCGGAGUCUGUGAUGUUUUGUGAUUCAUAAUGCGUGAAGGACUCGUGUCCCCAUAAGGACAGGGACCCGGGUUAGAGACGGGCUGGACACCGGUGAAGACACCCGUGGAGCUGGAGAGGACUCAGAUUGAGCCAUGUUAGCCAUCAGGUCGUCAGAGGAGGAGUCCACGGAGAUGGAGGAGAUGGACACCUCUGAUCCCAACUGGUGCUGGUUCUACCUGGCUGAGUGUGGAGUUUGGCACAUGUUUGAGAUUGAUCCCAGUGCAGCCUGCUCUGUGACUAGUGCUCAGAUUGAGCAGUGCUACAGCAGAAACCAACGAGGUGUCAUGGAGUUCUACACAGCCAAGUACACCUACAGACUGGACUUCUCAGUGAUGCGACAGAUAAAUGUAACAACAGGGAAGCAGCGGCCAAUCAAACGCUCCCUCCACUCCGCAACUGGCUUCAGGUUUAUAUGUGAUAAUCUUGCUUUGCCUGUUCCGUGUCAUUGGGAGAGAAUAAAUACUGAUGAGCCCUACCAGCUUAUCCAGCUCGGGAGAGACACCUAUGAGUUUAAAGAAGUUGCCAGACUGUAUGAAAGGACCAUGGAUCAUCCAAUCAAAUCCAUCCAGAGGAUUCAGAACCUCGACCUUUGGGAAUUCUUCUGCAGGAAGAAAACACAGUUGCGAAAAGUCAAGCGCACAUUGGAUAUUGAGGAGCGAAUGCUGUUUCACGGCACAGGACACAGCAACAUACAAGCUAUAUGUACAUUUAACUUUGACUGGCGGCUGACAGGAAGCCAUGGCGAUGUCUAUGGCAAAGGAAGCUACUUUGCCCGGGAUGCCAAAUAUUCCAGUAAAUUCUGUCACACCACAGGGAAGCACAACACCACUCUGCAGAGACACGGACUCGCCCCACCAAUAUUUGCGACUGAGCCGCCCUACAAGACCAUGUUCCUGGCCAGAGUGAUUGUUGGCGAAUACACGGUCGGUCAUCCCAUGUACUGCAGACCGCCGUCUAAGGAUGCCAGCUUCACCAACUUUUAUGACAGUUGUGUGGACGAUAUGGCCAAUCCAAAGAUUUACGUCAUUUUUGACAGCAAUCAGAUUUACCCAGAGUAUCUGGUUGAGUUCUACUGAAGACUAAAAAAGAAGACUUUUUUUUUUUU